Molecule: messenger RNA, 792 nt
Organism: Uncinocarpus reesii 1704
Lineage: Eukaryota; Fungi; Ascomycota; Eurotiomycetes; Onygenales; Onygenaceae
Exons: 3
Coding region: 1-792 (263 amino acids)
Biological process (GO): regulation of mRNA processing; spliceosomal complex assembly; protein phosphorylation
Molecular function (GO): ATP binding; protein kinase activity
Source: RefSeq, a predicted model, not a curated record
AUGGCGGUAACAGCGACGAUACAGUCCCCCACAGAUAUUGGCGGAGCCGAGUAUGGCGACUUCGUGGACUCCGAGGAUGAUCUUGAUGUUACGGAGUAUACCGAAUGGCCUUACGAAUACGAGUUCUACCCCAUCCGCAUCGGAGAGGUGAUCAAUCAAACGUACCAGAUCGACCAUAAACUUGGACAUGGCGGUUUUUCUACUGUUUGGAUGGCCCAUGAUCUCAAACGCCGGAGGGAUGUGGCUCUCAAAAUCACCGCGAGAAAUUCAGGAGAAUAUGAAUACAAAAUGCUCGAAGAGAUAAAGUGUACUGUGAAGGAUACCUCUCAUCUUGUCACUUCCAUAGCAAGCUUUAUCCUUCGCGGCAAAGAUUCUGAUCACCGAGUUCUCGUGUUUCCCUUACGCGGUCCAUCUCUUAAUCCCCUUUAUGGGCUGAAGGGGAUAACUAUGGCCGCCCGCAUGUCGGCUGCGAGGCAGUUACUUGAGGGUUUGGCAAACCUACAUGAAGCUGGGCUCGUACACCGUGACAUAAAUGGUGGAAACGUCAUGUGGGGUAUGGCUCCCCUCGAAAAUCUCGACAGAGCCGCAAAAUACAAGCUUUUAGGCCGUCCCCUAAAGAUGAAGGUACCUGAUAACCCGUGGAAACAAGGGGAGGUUGUUAAGCCUAUCGAAAUCCCCGACGAGUUACGAACAGAGAAGUUUUACCUCGGCGACUUUGCUUUGGCAAUGAAACCUGGUUCUCCUGUCACCCAACCAGCGGCUUCACAACUACGAUCCAAGUUUCGCCUGUGA